AUGGGAGUGAAGGAAAUCCUGUUGGGCGACAAGUUGCCCACGGAACGAGCGCUGGGCAUUCUGUGGGACCUGGAAGAGGACGAAUUAGCGGUGCAAGUCCAAAUACCAAAGAAACCAGAGACGAGGCGGAGUCUCCUAAGCAUGAUCAGCUCUAUAUAUGACCCUUUGGGCUUUCUCGCCCCUAGUGUCAUAAGAGCAAAGAUGAUCUUCCAGGAAGAGUGCAGACGCAGAACAGGAUGGGAUGAGAAAUUAGCUGACAAAACGAUGACAGCUUGGCGAAGGUGGCUAACUGACCUUCCCUAUCUUACGCGCAUACGCGUUCCACGAUGUUAUCGACACGAAUCAACCGGUAGUACGACAGACGUACAACUGCACCACUUCAGCGACGCUUCUCAGCAUGCCUAUGGCGUGGUGUCAUACCUGAGGAUGACAAAUGCAGAAGGAGCACAUCAAAUCUCUUUUGUGUGUGGUAAGGCCAAGCUGGCCCCUCUGAAACAACAGACCAUACCCCGUCUUGAAUUGUGUGCUGCAGUAUUGGCCACAAGGGCAGACAAACAAAUACGUAAAGAGCUUGACCAAAGAAUCAAUAGAACGACGUUCUGGACAGACAGCACAGCCGUCUUACAGUAUAUUAGAAAUACUGAACGACGCUUUCACGUCUUUGUGGCCAACCGGAUUUCGGCGAUUCAUGAAGAAUCUAACCCAGAACAGUGGAGGCACGUGAGCUCGUCAAUAAACCCAGCAGAUGACGCCAGUCGUGGCCUGAAUUGA
Portunus trituberculatus (swimming crab) is the source of this 771-nucleotide messenger RNA. RefSeq lists its product as uncharacterized. The transcript has a single exon. Bases 1 to 771 code for a protein of 256 amino acids. Lineage: Eukaryota; Metazoa; Arthropoda; Malacostraca; Decapoda; Portunidae. The record is from RefSeq and is a predicted model, not a curated record.